AUGGAUGAGAAUACUGUUAUAGACUACGAUUUGCUGAAAAAAGCCAAUCCGUUGCUUUUCACUCAGGAAAGGUACGAUGAAUACCCAUUAAAUCCAAUAGAAUUGGCCCAACAUCUAAGUACAAACAAGAACCAAACUUCCUCGACGGAUUUAGUCAACAGAAACAGACCAUACACAGAUGUAGAUACGCUCGACUACUUGUUCUACAUGGAUGAUACAAUAGAAGAAAUCGAUCUCGAGAAGAAACUCGCUUGCGAAUUCGCAAUCUUUCAAACCUCUCUUUACAGUAAGCAAAAUUCAAAGGAUACCACUGUGACAAUGGAUAAAUUGUUGAAUUUAGAAAUAGGUUCAGAUGAAUGGUGUAAGCAAAUGAUUGCUCUUUUAAACUCAAUCAAUGGGACAAAUUUAAGCGUGUCACGUCUAAAACAUUUCACGAAAAACCAUAAUGAUGAUAUGGAAAAUAAUAGUAAUGAAAAAGAUGAUUCUACAUCAUUUAAGAAUGAUCAGAUGGAAAUAAUACAAGAAAUAACGUCAUACCUUCUAUCAAAUUCGAUUAAAAAUGGUAUAGAAUUGAAGCCAAAUAUUACUGACGUUGAUGAUCCGUUAAAAUUUUUGAAAAGUAAUAUCGAUUCAUUAUUGGAGGUAAGUAAAUCAAACACAAUUGUCAAAAAUCAUGCUGAUACAAAUAAUAAAGUUGAUGAAAUUAAUACAGCUUUUGAAGAUUUGAAAUUGGCUCAUAAUUUCCUAACUAAACAGUACGAACAUGACAGAUCAGAACAUUCAAAGGAUGUCGAAAAGCUAAACAGAACAAAUAAGGAAUUACAAGAAAAACUAUUACAAUAUCAUUCGUUAUUGACUAAAAAUGAAAAUAAUACUGAUAACACUCGAAGUACGUCAAACUCAGAUUUAUGGAACCAAAAUAUACUUAAUUCACCAGAUCUGAAUAGCAGUAACCAUACAAGUCCUAACGGCUCAUAUUCUCUUUCAAUAAUGAGAAAUGAAUUUAAAAGACUUCUUAUGGACACACAAAGAAAAUAUGAAACUGAACUUGAAAAUGAGCGUAAGUUCAGGAUUGAAUUGGAAAAAAAAUUGGACUCUUUGGAAAUUUAA
This is a messenger RNA of Kazachstania africana CBS 2517, 1110 nucleotides long. It is a transcript of the gene PEA2, whose product is annotated as Pea2p. Lineage: Eukaryota; Fungi; Ascomycota; Saccharomycetes; Saccharomycetales; Saccharomycetaceae. The transcript has a single exon. Bases 1 to 1110 code for a protein of 369 amino acids. The record is from RefSeq and is a predicted model, not a curated record.